GAGGUUGUUGACAGACCACAAACUAACUUGCGCUCUUCCUUCACCUCAGUUUCACAAUUAAUAUAUUUACAGUGAUGGUUUCACAGCUGGACAUGAGGCUAGUUCUGUUUUCAUCUGUGGCUUUUGUGGCCUGCACACAGAGUGCUUUUCCUCCACCAUGUGACAGUGAGAUAUACUGCUCCGGGCCCAUCUUGCAUCAGGUACAGGCAGCUAAACUGUUUGAUGAUGACAAGUACUUUGUUGACAUGAAGCUGAGGGAAACUCCUGAUGUUGUUUUGUCGGCUUUUCAAAACCUGUCACAAGAAUCACCAAACAUCCCGCCUGCCAAACUGCAGGAGUUCCUCAGGACGUACUUUGAGAAACCAGGGACGGAGUUUGAGUCGUGGACUCCAUCAGACUGGCAUGACAACCCAAAGUUCCUGGGAGGGAUAGCAGACCAACAACUGCGGAGCUGGGCUGGAAAGAUCCAUCAGCUGUGGAAAUCUCUCGGCAGAAAGAUUCGUUCCAGUGUUGAGGAUCACCCCGAGCUCUACUCCCAGAUCUACACCCCCCAUCCUGUCGUUGUGCCGGGGGGCCGCUUCAGGGAGCUCUACUAUUGGGACUCCUACUGGGUCAUCAACGGGCUCCUGCUGUCAGAGAUGACACACACGGCCUACGGGAUGAUUCAAAACUUCCUCUACCUCGUCGACAGAUAUGGCUUCGUUCCAAAUGGUGGGCGGAUUUACUAUGAACGGCGAAGUCAGCCUCCAUUCCUCACUCUAAUGGUGGAGAGCUACUAUCAAGCAACCAAGGAUAAAAAGUUCCUCAGAGCCGCUUUACCGACUCUGGAGCGGGAGUACCAGUUCUGGAUGCAGAACCGUUCUGUGGCUGUGAGAGUGAACGGGUCAGAGCAUAAACUGAACCGGUAUUAUGUGCAGGUGGGCCUGCCCAGGCCUGAGUCCUACACUGAUGAUCUGGAGUUAGCCCAAGGACUCACUGAUGAGCGAAAGGAGCAGCUGUGGAUGGAUCUGAAAGCGGGUGCAGAGUCUGGCUGGGACUUUACAUCCCGCUGGUACAGUGACAGUGACGGCACCCUGGGCUCCACCCGCACCAGUCAGAUCCUGCCGACUGACCUCAACGCGCUGCUGUGCCUCAGCGAGAAAACUCUGGCUUCUUUUCACAGGAUACUGGGUGAUGGUGACUCAGCUGCACAGUACGAGCAGGCUGCAGCCCGCAGACUGCAGGCCAUAGAGUCCGUGCUGUGGGAUGCUGAGAGGGGAGCCUGGUUUGACUUCAACCUGGUGACAAACUCCAAACACUUUGAGUUCUACCCCUCCAACCUGGCACCUGUCUGGGCUCAGUGUUAUUCUCAGGCUGAGAUGGGAGAGAGGGCGGUGCAGUACCUGAAGAGGAGCGGAGCCCUCCAGUUCCCCAACGGAGUGCCAACGUCUCUGAAGGAGUCCGGGCAGCAGUGGGACUAUCCCAACGCGUGGCCUCCUCUGCAACACAUGCUCAUCGAGGGUUUAUCCAAAAUGCCUUCAGAGGAAGCUAAACAACUGGCGUUCGAUUUGGCCCAGCGUUGGAUCAAGACAAACUGGUUGGCGUACAUGAAGUACGACGCCAUGUUUGAAAAGUACGAUGUGAACGGAGAUGGCAAACCCGGCGGCGGUGGAGAAUAUGAAGUUCAGCUGGGAUUUGGUUGGACCAAUGGCGUGGCCCUGCAGCUGCUGGACCAGUAUGGUGCGACUCUCACCUCAGGAAGCGGAUGUGUGUCCUCUUCCCUCCUGCUGCCUCUGGCCAUCUCAGCCGCCCUCCCGCUCCAGUGAAUCAAAGGUGACAAAAAAGAGCCUGACUGGAGGCUGGGUUUAUUUUUUAGUCUUUGCCCUGCACUAAAUCAGUCCCAUCCUCCACCUGACUUCAAACAAACACACUGACAGUUCAAAGAAGACUAAAUUGUUUAUCUUUUAAUUUGAAGUUUCUAUAAAUCCCAUCGGAUCGUUUUCAUUUUGCAGGAGAAACGGGGUAUGAUUUAUGAUGACUAAGAGUUCCUUGGAUGAAUAUUUUAGUAUUUAUCCUCAGAGGUAAAUAAUCUUUAAUAUUAUUUAGAAGCUGCAGAAUGUGUAGACGCUCCUGGACUCUCUCCAAUGACACCAGCUGUUAGUGCUUCCUGCUGCUCCGAUCACAACAUUAACUUGUCUCAGAUAUUGAGCUGACAUUACAAACAGUCGUUCACCUCGUCCAAUUAAAACGUUUAUUGCUGAACUCCCUCUGACGCUUCUUCUUUAUGCAUGCAAACUCGACUUGAAAUGUAAACCGGCUCAUGUGAGCGACAAAAUGUGAAUGGAAUAAACGUUUCAAACAUA
Messenger RNA from Labrus bergylta (ballan wrasse), 2342 nucleotides. It is a transcript of the gene treh, whose product is annotated as trehalase (brush-border membrane glycoprotein). The record is from RefSeq and is a predicted model, not a curated record. NCBI's taxonomy places the organism in Eukaryota, Metazoa, Chordata, Actinopteri, Labriformes, Labridae. Gene Ontology annotation, molecular function: alpha,alpha-trehalase activity. Gene Ontology annotation, biological process: trehalose catabolic process.